Messenger RNA from Hylaeus volcanicus, 4445 nucleotides. RefSeq lists its product as uncharacterized. NCBI's taxonomy places the organism in Eukaryota, Metazoa, Arthropoda, Insecta, Hymenoptera, Colletidae. The coding region runs from base 6 to 4445 and encodes 1479 amino acids. The transcript is spliced from 15 exons. The record is from RefSeq and is a predicted model, not a curated record.
CGAAGAUGAAUCAUCCAGACAAAAGUCAGGAUGAUUUCGACAAAAGUUCCAUGUCGGAUUUAUACAAAGUGUAUCCACAGACGUUACCUACCAAUACAAUAAGUCAACAGAAACUCAUACCAGCGAGCUUAUUAAAUGCGUAUCCAUGGAAUAGUGAUAACCAAGGAAACUAUUUCUCCAUGUGCGGUUCACCUGUUUUUCCGUAUUUACCCAAUCCAUUGGACUCUUUUGGUCGAAUGGUGUCAUCUGUAUCUACAGCGUCCAAUAUGCUAAAUUAUUUUCUAUUGCAAAAUGCAUAUAGUCCUCAAAUGACAAACUUUCAGCCGUUAUCCUCGGCUCCCCCGUCGCAAUGUUAUCCCGCUAUGUCAACACCAGAGGAAUCUAAAGGAAUCAACAUGUUUCCAACACAAACUGCUUCUCCUACGCCACCAGCUUCUUUCAAUAGUUCUUCUAUUUACCCGUAUAUAAUGCAUCCAUGUUUAAGUCAACUCGAUUUAUCGUCAACGAAUUAUGCAGCUUCACAAGGUGUUGAUUUGAGAGCAAAGACUUCAAGUGGAAUUGUUUCAAAUGCUUCAGUUUUAGAUUCACGGGACGCACCUUUAAAAAAGUUAAAUUCGACAAUGUCAACAGAUUUUUCUUCGUCAAUGAACAAAUCAGCAUUUAAAACAAAUCGAGAAGUACCUAUGGGAUCAAACGACUUGGUUGGAAAUUUUCAUCCUGGCGACUUCAGCAUGUGUUGUUCCGAUAGUUUAUCUGGCAAUUUUGAAAAGUCUUGUAAAAACGAAUGUCAAGAUGUAUGUGAAACAACGUUUAAAAAAAAAAAUAGCGCUCUACUAAGCAAUGCUUUAAAUUUGACUACCGAUAAUGUCACAAAGGAAAGUAGCUAUGAAAAAGUGUUAUAUAGAAAUAUUAUUAGCGAGAUGAAUAUGGACAUCCUUUUUGACAAUGAAUUAGAAGAGUGGUUAACGAAAGUAACGGUCAAAAGUCUUUUAUAUGAUACGUGUUCUUUAUUGCAUCAAUAUUCGACAAGCGUCUAUCUGGAUCAAACAAGUUCACCAAGGUCAAAUUUCAAUACAUAUAAAUAUAAAUUCAAAAAAACAAGCGCUGAGCUAGCGCUUAUUAAAUACACAGUGUCUUCCCAGUGGUGCGCUGUAUGUCAAGAAGUUGCUCGACCAAUGGAGUUAGCGUUGUUAGGGGACCUAUUGGUGUACUGUAAAGACUGUGGUCUUGCAGUUCAUCGUCGAUGUUACGGGGUUCAUCGUAUAUUUGUUGAUGAUCAACAAGAUAAACAUUUUUUAUUUCUUUGUUGUUUUUGUCAAAACGUUCGAAGGCUUAAUAAAAAAAAGGCAUUAAAAGUACGACAUUCUGGCAAAAAAGAAAUUGGCUGUGCAAUCUGUAGUCGUCAUUAUGAUGGUACAACGGAACCUGAGGCAUUUCAUCCUAUAAGUAAUCAUGACAAUAUUUGGGUGCACACCUAUUGUGCUUUUCUCUCUCGCAACCAUGUACAAAUUAAAGAUAUUCAAUUUGUUAGAACUCUUGAAUGGAUUGGUCCUGUUGAACCCUAUAGUGUUACGAAACAGGAUACUCAAAAUAUUUUGCAAAAAAAUUAUUUCACAAGCUUGGAAAAAUUACAAGAUUUUAAUACUUUAUCGAAAAAAGACACUGGUUUUGAAUCUCAUUUACAAACAAAGUGUGAAGAUCCUUUGAACGGCGAAAAUGUAACGUCCGAACCCUCAACAGUCGUACAUUGUAUGUUUUGUUUCAAAACAAGCGGCGUAUUACUUCAAUGUUCAACGGUCAAUUGUUCUAAUUUUAUGCACUUAUAUUGUUUAAAACGACAAAUUCAGUGUACCGAGCAAGAUGGAAAGUCAUCUAUCACAACAGCUUUAACAGUGACGUUAGGCAAUCCAUUCACUUUUACCACCUCAUUUAUUUUAAACAUUUCAUGUUUAUUACAUUUAGUGACUCCCUCCUAUUGUCUUUGUCGUAAACCUUUUACUCCUAGUGAACAAUCUAUGAUGGUGGGAUGCGAUGUAUGCGGAGAUUGGUUACAUGGAUCUUGUAUAGGAAGUAAUGAAGUGACGCGUGCCAUACAAAAAGAAUAUUAUAAAUGUUUAAGAUGUGAGAAUCAAAGUUUUUAUUUUCAAUUUUUAGAUUUAUUAUGGUCAACAUUUCCUUUGGAACAUGCAGAUUAUGCAAUUUGUCGACAAUUUCUAAAUCAUUUAUUUCUGCUUGAAUCCAAUUCAGUGCAUUCCUCUAUCAUUUCACCUUUCUUCAAAAUUAUCCCUUCUCAUACAGAUCCUCUUCCUUUUACGGAUAUUCUUUUACUAUGCUUUGCGUGGCAAUGGAGAAUUCAAGCCUUAUUGCUAGUCGAUCGAGUCACGCUACUUCCUGCAACAACUACGUCGGUUCCUGAAAAAAAUAAUAUGGUUAAGAAGAUUAGUUUAAAUAAAAGAAUUAAGCUUGCCGGUCAUCGACAAGAAGGAAAAUUGAGUGAAACAAAUUCGUGUCCAGUGGAAUAUCCUAUUCCAUCGUUGAAAAAAAAAGAAAUGCCGUUACUGGUUUCUUUUAAAACUAAAAAUGUCAACAAAGGACUUCAUGUACAAGAGAAAAUUAAGAGAAAAUCGGAAUUCAAAGGCACUCAUACGUUUCCUCAUUACACUGGUUCUACGGAGAAAGUUAAAAAAAAUCAUAAAACAAAUAGAAUGGACAUGGAUGGAAAAAAGGAGUCAAAGUUGUUGAAAUCCGACAGUCCAUGCUUAAAGAAUUCCAGUGUUUCCAAUAAUGACCAAGAAGUGUUAGUUGAAAAUGAUUUAAUGGACGCGACAUGGUCAGGAACAAGUAAAGAUAUGUGUUUUUUCAAGUCAAAUGUGCCCUUAACCCCAAUUUGCUCCAUUCGUGAUUUGCUAAGGAUCCAGUCGUUAGCACAAUGUUUACCCAUCGGUGUAGUCUUUUGGGUCGAAAGUUUAAACGAUUGUAUUCAACGCUGCCAAUCAUGGAUUGAUGAUGUUAAAGAAUGUUUAAAAGGCAGUGAUGUGGACCAAUUGGAUAAAUUAGUGAACUACUUUAACGCCAAGACCAUUACAGCUUUUCUAGCAUCGACAAAGGGAAACAUAUCCAAGGUAUCCGAGUACAGCUUACCCAUGCCACGCACUUGUUAUUUGAAUAUGAUCAGUCCUUACUGGGCUGUCAAUUUAAAAAUAAAAGAAAAUAUUCCUUCUUUUAUAGUGGGUGGUUUAGUCCUUGUGACACAGGAAGCAUCACACGUUCGUGAAACAGCAGUCAUUGAACUUUUUUUAAAGAAAUAUCAUUCCUGUGUGUUUGAAACUCCCACCAAAGGUUUGGAUGCUACGAUAAUCAAGUUUAUCAGAGCCGAAAUUUUACGGGUUCCUGAACUUGAAAGUCUCCAAAAGCAUCCUAUGUUCACCACAUGUCAAACGUUGUUGAAUCGUAUUCAAGAAUGUAAAACAAAAGCCUAUCAAUUAAAACAGAAUACACGGGCUUCUCUAAAAGAAAUUCAAGAGUUACUUGAGACUGUAGAAAACGAGGUGCCUCAGAAUCAUCAAAUUGACUUGUACAACUUUCCUGAAGUUGUUAGUAAAGCGAAAGAGUUAGAAGAACAGGUCGAUUGGAGUAAUUUACGCUCUAUACGGGAAACUUUAAAUCAAGCACAACAACUACCGGUAACCAGUGACGUUUUCGAUAAGCUUCAAAUUCUUAUUCAAGAGGUUGAUUCAUGGCGAAAGGAGUAUCAUCGUUUCAUUUCAUUAGUAAAAGCCACACCAAAUCAUAUGUUACCGACAUCUGAAGCGGAAGAAAAAGACGAAACUCAUAAUGUGGUUUUAAGUGGCCGGUCUGGGUUUUUAAAAAAUUUGUUUGUAUCUUCAACUGAUCCAACUAAGAUGAUUAUGGAUAAAUACCAUGAAACGCGACAUGAUGCAGACGGUAGCACGCCAUUGUACACACAAUCACAAACUUUUGAAAGUGCAUUAAAGUUAAUGGAGAAAAAGAACAAAAUCAAUGUUCAAUGUGACGAAGUUACUUUGUUGCAAGAAUGGAUUUCACAGUGUCAAAAAUGGAUAGAUGACGCCAACUGUGUACUUGGAGCGUUACAUAACACGCCGUUAAAUGAAGGUGUACAGAACUCUUCAAUUCAUGACAUGCCUCCAGGUCAUUUUCAAAAGGAUCAUCAGAAAAUGAGUCAGGGUGCGUCUUGGCAAUUACCACAAAUGGAAACUUUAUUACGCCGGAAGGCUGAGCUUCCUUUAGCGGUUCCGCUUCAUUUUGCCGAUCUUUUGAGGGAAAGAGUUCAUGAAUUACAAUGUAUUGAAAGCAAGGCCAACAAGGUCGCUUUAGGCAAUUUUUCGGAGGGCAAAGAACACGAACAAUUUCAUACAAGAAAUGAAGCACACAGCGCGUGCUUCAACUUGAAAAAUCUUUUAUGA